This is a messenger RNA of Anastrepha ludens (Mexican fruit fly), 1872 nucleotides long. RefSeq names its product maltase A2-like. Bases 95 to 1753 code for a protein of 552 amino acids. The record is from RefSeq and is a predicted model, not a curated record. Gene Ontology annotation, biological process: carbohydrate metabolic process. Lineage: Eukaryota; Metazoa; Arthropoda; Insecta; Diptera; Tephritidae. The transcript has 6 exons.
CGAUUCACAUCAGCACGUCUAACACUCUAUCCUCAUUACUUCUGGAGGUAUAAAUUUAAGUUCGAGAAUUAAACGUUCGUUAGUACUUACCGAGAUGUCGUCAAAUUUGUUACUGUUAUUUUCGCUAGUACUUUUAUGUGCUUUUAGCGCGUCUGCGAACUCCACAGUCGACUGGUGGGAGUCCGCCACUCUCUAUCAGAUCUAUCCUCGAUCCUUCAUGGAUAGUGAUGGUGAUGGUAUAGGAGACUUGAAUGGUAUUACAUCCCGUCUGGAAUAUCUCAAGGAAAUAGGGGUGACUGCUGCAUGGCUUUCACCAAUUUUUGAUUCUCCGAUGGUCGAUAUGGGCUAUGAUAUAGCUAAUUACACUAAAAUUUCGCCGAUUUUUGGCACAAUGGAGGACUUUGAGGCAAUGCUUGCAAAGGCUCAUGAAUUAGGACUGAAAAUUUUAUUGGAUUUUGUGCCAAAUCACACGAGUGAUGAGUGCGAGUGGUUCCAGAAGUCGAUACGUCGUGAAGAUGGUUACGAUGAUUUCUAUGUAUGGGACGAUGGCAAAAUCGACCCAGAAACGGGCGAGCGUAUACCGCCAAGUAAUUGGAUAGCAAUAUUUAAUGGAUCCACAUGGACUUGGAAUGAAAACCGUCAGCAAUACUAUUUACACCAGUUUUAUCCGGAGCAACCUGAUUUGAACCUCACGAAUCCUAUGGUACGUGAACGUCUGAUCGAAGUGUUAAAAUUCUGGCUCGAUCGUGGUGUGGAUUCUUUUCGCAUUGAUGCGGUACCAUUUUUCUUCGAGAAGCGUCUUGAAAAUGGUACAUAUCCAGAUCAGGAGAAGCUUUACGCCAUCUAUACAAGAAAUCUCCCAGAAAAUUCCCUACUAUUAUACGAAUGGCGCGAGUUCUUAGAUGGAUACCAGGAGGAGCAUGGCGGUGAUACUAGGAUACAAGUCCCAGAAAGCUAUGCCACCAUUGGAGUUAUUAGCAGCUACAUUACCAACGGCAUGAACGCCGGUUCCCAAAUGCCAUUGAAUUUUAGCUUUAUGAAAUUAUAUAGAAAUGCCACUGCAAAGAUUGUUGAAGACUUGGCCGAAUAUUGGAUGGAUGUAAUGUGGACGAAACAUAAAGUAGCCAAUUGGGUGGUGGGCAACCAUGAUAGAAGUCGUCCAGCUACCCGCAUAGGAGAAACUAGGACAGAUUUGAUGACGAUGUUAGUGCAUAUAUUGCCCGGUGCAUCUGUUACUUAUUACGGCGACGAGAUCGGCAUGACCGAUGGAGAAUGCUCAGCCACUUGUGAAUUCCGAGAUCCAGGGCGUUCUCCAAUGCAAUGGGACUCUUCGAAGAAUGCCGGCUUCAGCACAGGAAACUCCACAUGGCUACCUGUUAAUCCUAACUACAAAUAUCUCAAUGUAGAGGCACAGCGGUGGCCGGAGCGUAGUACUCUGAAUAUAUUCACGGGGAUGACCGAACUAAAGAAAACAGCUGCUUUCAAGGCAUUCAAAGAAGAAGGUGGCUUUUCGUAUGGGGCUUUGACGGAACAAGUAUUUCAAGUUGUGAGAACUGCUGCUGGUAUUGAGGAGUACCGUUUCCUAGGUAACUUUGGUAACCAAACAGAAUAUUUGGAUGGUUUGACAAAUAAGACCAUGGAGUAUGUGCUACUCACUUCCUAUUCUCCACACAAAUAUGGUGAUACAGUUGAUUUAAGCGGACGAAUUUGUUUGGAGCCCCAUGAAGCGGUCAUUCUACGAUGGACUGCGUAAAGUUUAUAUGGCACAUUUUGUGCAUACCAAUUCCAGUUGACUAUUUUAACCUAGAGUAUUUUGUUUUUAUUGCCUUGUGACCAGUACUUGAUAAAAAUAAAAUAUUAUAUUUUUCCGUU